Molecule: messenger RNA, 2775 nt
Organism: Sciurus carolinensis (gray squirrel)
Lineage: Eukaryota; Metazoa; Chordata; Mammalia; Rodentia; Sciuridae
Gene: Dhx40
Product: DEAH-box helicase 40
Exons: 18
Coding region: 62-2401 (779 amino acids)
Cellular component (GO): intracellular anatomical structure
Molecular function (GO): ATP binding; RNA binding
Source: RefSeq, a predicted model, not a curated record
CCUUUCCCCUCCCAUCUCCCCAGAUCAGUGGACGUGCUCACCUCCGCUCCGGGCCAGGUCUAUGUCCCGGUUUCCCGCCGUCGCGGGCAGGGCGCCAAGGCGGCUGGAGGAGGGUGAGCGGUCAAGAGAGCUCCAGGAAGAGCGGCCCUCUGCUGUUUCCAUCGCUGAUAGAGAAGAGAAAGGAUGCACAUCACAAGAGGGAGGAACUACUCCAACUUUUCCUAUUCAGAAACAAAGAAAAAAACUUAUUCAAGCUGUGAGGGACAAUUCAUUCCUUAUUGUUACUGGAAAUACAGGAAGUGGUAAAACAACUCAACUCCCAAAAUAUCUAUAUGAAGCAGGGUUUUCACAGCAUGGUAUGAUUGGUGUGACUCAGCCACGAAAAGUAGCUGCCAUAUCAGUUGCUCAGAGGGUUGCUGAAGAAAUGAAAUGCACUUUGGGAUCCAAAGUAGGAUACCAAGUUCGUUUUGAUGAUUGCAGCUCUAAGGAAACAGCAAUCAAAUACAUGACUGAUGGAUGUUUACUGAAACAUAUUCUGGGAGAUCCAAAUCUUACCAAAUUUAGUGUCAUUAUUUUGGAUGAAGCCCAUGAGAGAACUCUAACUACAGAUAUCUUAUUUGGUUUAUUGAAGAAGCUAUUUCAGGAGAAGUCUCCUAAUAGGAAGGAGCAUUUAAAGGUGGUGGUAAUGUCAGCAACGAUGGAAUUAGCCAAGCUCUCUGCAUUCUUUGGAAAUUGUCCAAUAUUUGAUAUACCUGGAAGGCUUUAUCCAGUCAGAGAGAAAUUCUGCAAUUUGAUUGGUCCACGAGAUAGAGAAAAUACUGCGUAUAUUCAAGCGAUUGUGAAAGUGACCAUGGAUAUCCAUUUGAAUGAAAUGGCUGGAGACAUCUUGGUUUUUCUGACUGGCCAAUUUGAAAUUGAAAAAAGUUGUGAGUUACUUUUUCAAAUGGCGGAAUCUGUUGAUUAUGAUUAUGACGUUCAAGAUACUACUCUAGAUGGCUUGUUGAUAUUGCCUUGUUAUGGAUCUAUGACAACAGAUCAACAGAGAAGAAUAUUUUUGCCACCUCCACCUGGAAUUAGAAAAUGUGUUAUCUCCACCAAUAUUUCUGCAACAUCGUUAACAAUAGAUGGGAUCAGGUAUGUGGUAGACGGUGGCUUUGUGAAGCAGUUAAAUCACAACCCCAGAUUAGGGUUGGAUAUCCUAGAGGUGGUUCCAAUUUCAAAGAGCGAGGCAUUACAGCGAAGUGGCCGAGCUGGCAGGACUUCCUCAGGAAAAUGCUUUCGGAUCUACAGUAAAGAUUUUUGGAACCAGUGUAUGCCUGACCAUGUGAUCCCUGAGAUUAAGAGAACUAGUUUGACAUCUGUAGUUCUGACCUUAAAGUGCCUUGCCAUACAUGAUGUCAUAAGGUUUCCCUAUUUGGAUCCGCCUAAUGAGAGACUCAUUUUGGAAGCUCUUAAGCAACUUUACCAGUGUGAUGCUAUUGACAGGAGUGGUCAUGUGACUAGAUUGGGUUUGUCUAUGGUGGAAUUUCCUCUCCCUCCACAUCUGACUUGUGCAGUAAUUAAAGCUGCUUCUCUAGAUUGUGAAGAUCUACUGCUUCCAAUAGCAGCAAUGCUGUCUGUGGAAAAUGUUUUCAUUAGACCUGUUGAUCCAGAGUACCAGAAGGAAGCUGAACAGAGACAUCGAGAAUUGGCAGCUAAAGCUGGAGGAUUUAAUGACUUUGCAACUUUAGCUGUCAUCUUUGAACAAUGCAAAUCAAGUGGAGCUCCAGCUUCAUGGUGCCAAAAACAUUGGAUUCAUUGGAGGUGCUUAUUUUCUGCAUUUCGUGUGGAAGCCCAGCUUCGAGAAUUAAUCAGGAAGCUUAAACAGCAAAGUGAUUUCCCAAGAGAGACAUUUGAAGGCCCUAAACAUGAAGUACUACGAAGAUGUCUUUGUGCAGGCUAUUUCAAAAAUGUAGCUCGAAGAUCUGUUGGGAGAACUUUUUGCACAAUGGAUGGGCGUGGAAGCCCAGUUCACAUUCAUCCUUCCUCAGCACUUCAUGAACAGGAAACCAAACUUGAAUGGAUCAUUUUUCAUGAGGUAUUAGUUACCACCAAAGUCUACGCAAGAAUUGUGUGUCCUAUCCGUUAUGAAUGGGUGAGAGACUUGUUACCCAAGUUGCAUGAAUUUAAUGCACAUGAUUUGAGCAGUGUGGCCCGUCGGGAAGUGAGGGAAGAUGUAAGAAGGAGAUGGACAAAUAAGGAAAAUGUAAAGCAGCUUAAGGAUGGAAUAUCAAAAGAAAUCCUAAAGAAAAUGCAAAGAAGAAAUGAUGACAAAUCCAUAUCAGAUGCACGAGCUCGUUUCCUUGAGAGAAAGCAGCAGAGGACACAGGACCACAGUGACACACUGAAGGAAACAGGCUAAGCAGUGAAUCCUCUAAUUCAGGAAGUAGGAAAAGCAGCCAGGAAAUGUGCUUCUACUUUACCAGUUAUUUCAGACAGCACUAUGAAGAGGAAGUGGUCAGCAUCAGUAAAUAGCCUAUGAGCUAAAAGCAAAUCAAAGCUCACUGAUACCAACAAAUGAAACUUUGAAAGAAAAGAUUGAAUUGCAUGGUCACAGGCAUUGAUACAUGAAACCAAUGAAAGACAUACAUGUAAUAUUUUCCUCACUUCAGUUUUGCUGGCCUUAACUGGUAUCAAACGCUGUCAUUGAGAUAUUUUCAAAGAACAUUGAGUUGUAUUUAAUCAGCGUGUAUUCCAUUUGCAUUGAAGCAUUAAAAAUUAUUUUCCUUAAAUCUC